Molecule: messenger RNA, 4400 nt
Organism: Nylanderia fulva
Lineage: Eukaryota; Metazoa; Arthropoda; Insecta; Hymenoptera; Formicidae
Gene: mle
Product: dosage compensation regulator mle
Biological process (GO): regulation of mRNA processing; positive regulation of transcription by RNA polymerase II
Cellular component (GO): ribonucleoprotein complex; nucleolus; intracellular anatomical structure
Molecular function (GO): RNA helicase activity; 3'-5' DNA helicase activity; double-stranded RNA binding
Source: RefSeq, a predicted model, not a curated record
GUUGGGGUUAGAUUUUAGAGUGAGACUUGCUUCAGAACAGAAGGGUGAUUUCUGCUUCUGUUUAUAAUUCUUUACAUAAAAAUUAUCGUUAUAACAUUAACUGUUGAGAAACGCAGGGAGGAGGGAAAAUGGGGGAUAUUAAAUCCUUUUUCCAUCAAUGGUGCGCAAAAAAUGGCAAAGAACCACAAUUUGACGUUCGACCAACAGGGCCGAAGCAUAGACAACGUUUCCUCUGUGAGUUGCGAGUCCCCGGGUUCGACUAUGUUGGUGCAGGAAACUCAACGAACAAGAAAGACGCCCAGGGAAAUGCAGCAAAGGAUUACGUCAACUACUUAGUUCGUACGGAUCGUGUGAAUCCCAACGAUGUGCCCAGAGACAACACGACGGUGCCUUCGGGCGCGAUGGUCGGACCCGACAACUACAACAAGCCGGACACUUCGAUGCCGAUAAAAUCAGUAUUCCAAGGCGGCAUGGGUCCCAACGACAUCGGCCAGGCCUACAGGCCUUACAACGAGCAUGGCCAGAACAAUUACACGUACAUGGACCGACUGGCCGAUCAGAAGAGGGUGGAGGACGCCGAGGACGUGGAUGUGAAUUCCGGGAUACAUGGAAACUGGACGAUAGAAAACGCCAAGUCCAAGCUCCAUCAAUUCAUGCAAACUAACAAAAUUAAUGCUGAUUACAAGUAUACCCCGGUCGGUCCGGAUCACACGAGGAGUUUUAUGGCAGAGAUGUCAAUUUAUGUCAAACAACUUGGACGAAGUAUAACUGGUCGUGAAACUGGAUCGAAUAAACAAACAGCGUCUAAAAGCUGCGCUUUGUCUAUUGUUCGUCAAUUAUACCAUUUAGGUGUUAUUGAACCAUUCAGCGGUACAUUAAAAAAGAAUAAAGAUGCUGAGCAAAUGAAACCUUAUCCCGUGAAAAUUUCACCAGAACUGGAAAGUCAGAUUCAGGAAGUUCUAAUGAGUUUGGAUAUAAUACCAAUUGAUAUUCAACAGCCACCACCUGUGAUCAAAGAGGAAAAUAACGCAGCUGCCGGCGUGUCCUUGUUGACGAAUCAAGUCCUGGACGAUUUCAUAUCCUCGGUGCCGCAGCCAGCCGGCGUGGUGAGCUGGUCGCCACCUCAGCCGAACUGGAAUCCAUGGACCGGGUGUAACAUUGACGAGGGCCCGUUGGCCUCGACCUCUCUGGACCAGCUGUCGGAGGAUCUGAUGAACGAGCAGCGCGACAAGCUGCAGCAGGACUCGAGUUUGCAGGCCAGCAUCAAGGAGAGAUCCAAGCUGCCCGUGUUCGCCAAGAAGAACGAGAUCAUGAACGCGAUCAACGAGAACCCGAUCAUCAUCAUCCGCGGUAACACGGGAUGCGGCAAGACCACUCAGGUCUGCCAGUUCAUCCUGGACGACUACAUCGCGUCCGGCCAGGGCGCCUACUGCAGCAUCGUCGUCACCCAACCGAGGAGAAUCUCGGCGGUGUCGGUGGCCGACCGGGUCGCCAUCGAGCGAUGCGAGACCCUGGGCCAAUCGAUCGGGUAUUCCGUAAGAUUCGAGUCCUGUCUACCGCGGCCCUACGCCAGCGUCAUGUUCUGCACCGUGGGUGUGCUCCUGAGGAAGCUCGAGGGCGGUCUCAGAGGCGUCUCGCACGUCAUCGUCGAUGAGAUCCACGAGCGAGACGUCAACUCGGACUUUAUCAUGGUCGUCCUCAGAGACAUGAUCCACCUCUAUCCCGACCUCCGGAUCAUCCUCAUGUCGGCUACGAUCGACACGAGCCUCUUCAGCGAGUACUUCAACAAUUGCCCCGUCGUGGAGGUCCCGGGCAGGGCGUAUCCCGUGCAGCAGUACUUUCUGGAGGACUGUAUACAGCUGACGAAUUUCAUCCCGCCGACAAUGUCCGGGAAACGCAAGUCCAGGGACUCGGACGAGCUGCCCACGGCUGAUGGAGAGCCGGAGGAGAACCUGAACAAGGUCAUAGAUAACGGCUAUUCCGCCGAGACCAGGAACUCGAUGGGGCAGCUGACGGAAAAGGAGAUCAGCUUCGAGCUGAUAGAGGCUCUGCUGACCUACAUUAAGAGGCGGGAGAUCCCGGGCGCGGUGCUGAUCUUUUUACCCGGUUGGAACCUGAUUUUCGCUCUAAUGAAGCACUUUCAGCAGCACCCGGUCUUCGGCGGAUCCUCCUAUCUUAUUAUUCCGCUGCACUCGCAGCUGCCCAGGGAGGAUCAGCGCAAGGUCUUCGACCCCGUGCCGCCCACCGUGACGAAGAUUAUCCUGUCGACGAACAUCGCCGAGACUUCGAUCACGAUCAAUGACGUCGUCUACGUCAUAGACUCCUGCAAGGCGAAAAUGAAGCUGUUCACGUCCCACAAUAAUAUGACCAAUUACGCGACCGUCUGGGCUAGCAAGACGAAUCUGGAGCAACGAAAGGGUCGAGCGGGUCGCGUCAGGCCGGGCUUCUGCUUCCACUUGUGCUCGAAGGCCCGGUUUAACAGGAUGGACGAGCACAUGACGCCGGAGAUGUUCAGGACGCCUCUGCACGAGCUGGCGUUGAGCAUCAAAUUGCUGAGACUGGGCAACAUCGGCCAGUUCCUAUCGAAAGCGAUCGAGCCGCCUCCCAUCGACGCUGUGAUCGAAGCGGAAGUGGUAUUAAGAGAAAUGAAAUGCUUGGACAAGAACGACGAGUUGACACCUCUCGGCAAGAUCCUGGCCCGUUUGCCGAUAGAGCCGCGCCUGGGGAAGAUGAUGAUCCUGGGCUGCAUGUUUCGCGUGGGCGACGCGCUCUCGACGAUGGCGGCGAACAGCACCACCUUCCCGGAGGUGUACAACAUGGGUCCGGACGUGAGGAGGCUCACCGCCCAGCAGAAGUGGUUCGCCGGGGCGAGAUACAGCGACCACGUGGCGAUGUUUCACGCCUUCCAGGCUUGGGAGGAGGCGAGGACCGGCGGCGAAUGGGCGGAGCAGGCUUUCUGCGAGUCCAAGAACCUGAGUCUGCCGACUUUGCGAAUAACGUGGGAAGCCAAGAAUCAGCUGCAGGCGCUGCUACAGAGCGCUGGCUUCCCCGAAGAGACCCUCUGCCCGACUCCGUUGAACUACCAGGCCGGUUCGGAUCCGCGUUUGGACACCAUCACCGCAUUGCUGUGCAUGGGCCUCUAUCCGAACGUGUGCUUCCACAAGGAGAAGCGGAAGGUCCUCACCACGGAGUCCAAGGCCGCGUUGAUCCACAAGACGUCGGUGAACUGCAGUAACUUCGAGCAAAACUUUCCCUUCCCAUUCUUCGUAUUCGGCGAGAAAAUUCGUACGAGAGCCGUGUCUUGCAAACAAAUGACCAUGGUGUCGCCCAUCCAUUUGCUGCUGUUCGGAUCCCGGAAAGUGGAAUACGUGGACGGUAUGAUUAGGUUGGAUAACUGGAUCAAUUUAGACAUGAAUCCGCAGCACGCGGCGUCCAUAGUCGCCCUACGACCUGCGCUGGAGAGCCUCGUGGUCAGGGCAUCUAAGGACCCGGAAACGAUUUUGGAGUUGAAUCCCACCGAGGAAAAGGUGCUGAGCGUGAUCAAGUCUUUGUGCAGCAUGAACGCCUGUCGUCACGAAUUGGAGCCGAUUACUGGCGGCAGUUUCCAGUCGCGUCGUCCACCUAGGGAGCACCCGACCGGUUUUCACUCCAAUCAUGGAUCCCCCGCGAAAUUGAUGCGCGGAAACGGCGGCUAUCGCGGAUCACUGUUCACCAACAGCAAUAAUUACAGAAGUGGCGGUAGCGGCGGCGCUUUCGGAGGUGGUAACAACAGCGGUUACAGCGGAGGAUAUAGAGGAGGCUACAACAACAGGGGAUACGGGGGUUCGCGAGGAGGUCGCAGAGGAAACUGGAGCGGCGGCGACGGAUUUCGCGGUCGCUAUUAACUAAUUUUUAUUUUACGACAUUGAUAUAUCGAUCGUUAUCACUAUAAAUUAUAUAUAUAAUCUAGAAUUAUAUUUAGAUAUAGAAAUUAUACAGGGUGUAGGCGGAAAUCGUGGCGUACAAGAAAAAUGAUCUCGACAAGAAGAAAUGCGAUUUUUUUAUUAUCGUACAAAUGUGGAAUGCAAUUUUUUUCAUACAAUAUAUAUGCUUAGAGUUUUUCAAGAUUUUAGGUCUUCUUGUACGGAAAAAUUUCAUUCUACAUUCUUCUUGAUUGAUAUGAGGAAUAUAUACGUCCUAAUACACCUUAUAUAUUAAUAUAUUAAUAUAUCAAAAUAUGGCGUAUAGUUGAUAUGAGUGAAUCAGCUGGUAUCAGCUUAAGAUUGUAAUCUCGAUAUUAUACAAAUGAUGUUUAUAUGUGGUCCAAAACUUUUUUUUAAUUCAUCGUUUAUUGUAUCGUGUACAGCAAUGGUGAUUAUAAAUAAAUUUACGACAUGCUCGUCUCGCAUAUAUCCACAUAA